CCGCACAUCACGGGCAGCAACACAGGCACAUCACUAGCAACGCAGUAGUCAACCAUCGCCGACUUCGUUUUAUUCCCUCAUAUUGCCAAAAUUCUUCACAAACGGUGCCUUUGGAUGACACUACCAAUGGAUGACUGCAUCUAGGUUUAUUUUAACUGUUUUACCUUUACUUGAGCACAAUGGCGACCCAGAGAGCACUUCCUCAGAGUAAGGAAACUCUGCUUCAGAACUACAACAAGAGACUGAAAGAUGACAUCAAGUCCAUCCUGGACAACUUCACCGAAAUUAUCAAAACCGCGAAGAUAGAGGAUGAGACACAGGUUUCUCGAGCAACUCAAGCAGAGCAAGACCAUUAUGAGAUGCAUGUUCGAGCAGCUAACAUUGUACGUGCGGGCGAGUCCUUGAUGAAGCUGGUUUCAGAUCUGAAGCAGUUCCUGAUCCUGAAUGACUUUCCUUCGGUGAAUGACGCCAUCAGCCUUCAGAACCAGCAGCUGCGCUCACUGCAAGAGGAGUGUGACAAGAAGCUGACAUCGCUACGGGACGAGAUCGCCAUUGACCUGUACGAACUCGAGGAAGAAUAUUACUCCUCCAGGUACAAGUAGGCUCAUACUAGCCGCACCCUCCCAUCUGCCGCAGUCCCGUGCCCUCAUCCUCACCAUUGGCUGCUCAGGCAAAAAAAACACCACCGUCAUCAUCAUCCGUCUGUAGAUGUGAGUGAGUGGUGAAUGCACACCCUGCAUAGUGACAUAGUGCCACUCCCCUCCCCAUUACUGCUUUAUGGAAGGUGUGGUAUUUGGUCAACUUUGACCAAAAUUGAGCUGUACAAGAGCGUGAACAGAAUAUCCGCGAGGUAUUUUCAGCUAUAAAAAUAUGAGAGCAAAGCAAGUACUGUAUGGUCAACAUUUGGUGGAAGGGGAUAAAAGUUUUAAAUUAGCCAAAAAAAUAUUGUAUUUAGCCUCAUAGGAUGGAUGUCUGUAAAUUCAAGAAUAUAUUUUAAACUGACUAGACAACGAGACAGUAAAAUUAAGUUUAUUCUUUUUGAUUGUGACUUCUUUUUGAUCGUGAGUUGGGUUUUUUUUUCCAGGAAAAAUAGUGCUCUCAAGUGAAAGGUGCAAUUGAAAAUGAAAAAUAGUGCUCUUAAAUGAAAGGUGUAUUUGAAAAUGCACUAAAUGGUCACUUUAUUAGGUACACAUUUGGUCAUGCUGUGUAUGGAAGCCCUUUUGCCUUUUGAAUUCCAUGAUCGAAUUCUGUUCCUGCACAUCCCGUCUGUCGGAUGGUCAUCUGGUGAAUGUAUAGUGCAGGGAUCUGCAAUGCGCGGCUCUGUAGACGCAGCGGCUCUUCAGCCUCCUUGAUGGGGCCCCCUUCGCCGAGCGCGGUGAUUUUUUUUUUAACACCGAAGUAGGGGGAAAUGUGCAUUUUUGAAAAGAAUGUGGAAUAUCUGACUCACUGCAAGUCUGUGAACGCAUUUAGACUGCUUUCUGACUGCUGAUUGGAUGAGGAAGGGAGGGGAACCUAGGCUAGUGUAUGCAGUGAGUCUCACUGCGCGGGAGAGAAAAAAAAUGUUAGGGAGAUUUGAGUUGAGUCUGAAGCAAGUUACUGCUCAGUAAAAUAAAACAGUUUAAUGAGAGCAUAGCAUGCUUGUAUUUUCAUACGCGAGGGAGCGAUAAUGGAACCGCGAUAUAGUGAGGCACGGCUAUACAUGCUAAGGGGCUUAGAUGGAUGUAUGCUUUUAUCUUGUUAAAUUCUGACUCUUUUAUCUGAAUGUGGAACCCAAACCUUUGACUUUAACUUUAUCAAUCCACAAGGGAAAUUGCUUGGCUGCAAAACUGGUUAGAACAGGCAUCUGUAUUGCCAUCUGGUAUUACAUUUUUGCCUUGAUUUAAGAGUGCUAUCUUCUGACGUGGCAGUCUUCAUCUUCUCGGCUCUUUGCGUGCAUUCAGAUUCUUAGUGUUUAGUUGUUACUGUUGGUUUUCUAUCAACCAUGCCACAUAUCUUGAUACUUUUGCUUGCAGCAACAAGCUGACAGCAUUAAAGUACAGAUGUGGCUCAUCGAUCUGAAAUCUCUGUAAAUGGUAUCGACAAAUUCCGAUACGUGAAUUACACUGGUAUCUAAAUUCAAUACUGUUGGAUCGAAUUGGCUCCAACCCUAACGUAGAUCAUGUCUACUUGUCUAAAUGUGCUGAGUUGCAGGUUUGUGAGUAUGUAUUCAACCAAAGUUCAACAGGUGUACCUAAUUAAGUGGCCAUUUUUAAUCAUAUUUGUAUGAUUUCUCUGAAUAAGAAAUCCAUAGUCUGAGAUUUUGUAGCUGGAAGAUUGUCUGCGGUUUUGACAGACUGAUGAAGACAGUUGGAUGUUGAUUCAAGGUCAUAACUGAAGUGACAAGUAGAUUUUUAGGAAUGUAGUUUUCCCCAGCCUUGGCCUCUAUACUUGUAACUCAGGGUGUAAAUAUACAUACAUACAUACAGUGUCACGUGGUUGAACAUGUGUCCCAAUGUUUCCCAUAAAUCAAUAAUGAUUGAAGAAAUAAAGUAGCGGGGAAAACAUGCAGUAGUUUGUCUUGUUCUUCUAUAAGAAAGCAUUAAAAGGCGCGUGUGUGUUCUUAUUAGCCUCGUGCUGGGUGUGGACCUGUGUCACUCGCUGCAUUUGUACUGCUUUCCCCUCCAUCAUCAACUAAUCAUCUUAAAGCGUUGCUCAGUAUUGGCUUUAAGUUCAUCUGCAGCUAUUGUCUUCCAGUUUCUGGUGCUUGAUGCUUAACUUUCCAUGCUUGUCUCUGACUGAUUGAGCUCUCGUAGGCGUAUGAUUGUGGUUGUUCUAACUUGGCGCUCUUGUCUGCUCCUCUCCUGCUCUGCUCUACCUCUGCUGUGCUGAUUCUUUGCCUGCUG
Molecule: messenger RNA, 2882 nt
Organism: Dunckerocampus dactyliophorus (ringed pipefish)
Lineage: Eukaryota; Metazoa; Chordata; Actinopteri; Syngnathiformes; Syngnathidae
Gene: med22
Product: mediator complex subunit 22
Exons: 4
Coding region: 180-602 (140 amino acids)
Biological process (GO): regulation of transcription by RNA polymerase II
Cellular component (GO): mediator complex
Molecular function (GO): transcription coregulator activity
Source: RefSeq, a predicted model, not a curated record